This is a messenger RNA of Cajanus cajan (pigeon pea), 1149 nucleotides long. RefSeq names its product large ribosomal subunit protein eL20z. NCBI's taxonomy places the organism in Eukaryota, Viridiplantae, Streptophyta, Magnoliopsida, Fabales, Fabaceae. The record is from RefSeq and is a predicted model, not a curated record.
UUGCACAAUUGACUAUGUGACAAAGACAUUUUACAUCACACCAAAAGGAAGAAAUAGAAAAAUGUUAUUUAUUGUUCAAAUUGAUGUAUUAAAUUAAGGCUUUUGUGAUUUAAGAAGACAAAGACAUCGUCAAUUUUCUUCUGCUUGGAGAUGUCUUAACUUUUAUUGUGUUGAGAUGCGCUUAUAAUACAAGAGGAAAAUGGGGUAACAGCAAUUGCUUAUCAUGUUUGAAGAACACCUCUUCAAUAUAAAGUAGUUCUCUUUUCCAAAAUUAUUUUAUGUUCCUUUCCCCCUUCUGAUCAGUGGAACUUCUGGUUGCUUUUUCAAGGAAACUUAAAUGUUGAAGGGCUGAAUCUGUAAAGUAUCUCUACAAAACAUGGAUAAAGGUUGCGGUAUGGAAGAGACUGUUGAUUUGAGAAAUGGUGUGGAAUUGGCAACAUCAGCAUUUGAUAAGCAUCUUGACCUUCUAAGGCCAUCUGCACGAAAUUAUUCAGUUUUUAGAGGCAUGAUAGGUCAAGCAAUAGAUGCUGCAGAACAUGAAAAGGGCAACUAUACACUAAUCAGAGAUCCAGAGGACUUCCAAACGGGACUUUAUGACAAACCUCUUCCAUGUUAUGGCUGUGGAAUUGGAUGGUUCUCAUUUCUUCUUGGAUUUCUAUGUCCACCUCUGUGGUACUAUGCAACAAUGCUCUACUUUGGAAAUUAUUAUAAGAAGGAUCCUAGGGAACGAGCAGGAUUAGGAGCCUCUGCAAUUGCUGCAUUAAUAUGCUCAGUAGCAUUGCUGAUCGUAGGAACAAUUCUUCUGUUACGCUUCCCCUGAUGCUAGUUCCAGUGAUAAAAUUACAACUGAGAGGUGAUUAAAAUGGGUAUCAGAAACAAUUGCACGUGUAUAUAUAUCAAAAUACAAAGAAAAAAGAUGCUUCAAGAUACUACUACAUAGGCUGAACCAAUAGAGAAGGAUGAGAAUUGCCUUGGUAAAUUUGUGUAUUAAGUGUAUACUUAAGAAAUCUCACUUUAAAUUCUUACGAAUCUCACAUGAUUUUUACCGUUGAUAUAUAUUUGAGUAAGAGCUAGAGUUUCAUGUUGGAGAAUACUUGGGCUACAGAUUUUGCUAUAAUGUUAUUUUCAAUAAGAUCGCAUGUUCAAACA